Molecule: messenger RNA, 1821 nt
Organism: Balaenoptera acutorostrata (minke whale)
Lineage: Eukaryota; Metazoa; Chordata; Mammalia; Artiodactyla; Balaenopteridae
Gene: HAS3
Product: hyaluronan synthase 3
Exons: 4
Coding region: 130-1791 (553 amino acids)
Biological process (GO): hyaluronan biosynthetic process; extracellular matrix assembly
Molecular function (GO): hyaluronan synthase activity
Source: RefSeq, a predicted model, not a curated record
CAGUAGUUGUGGCGCACAGGCUUACUUGCUCUGAGGCAUUGUAGGAUCUUCCCGGACCAGGGCUCAAACCUGUGUUCCCUGCACUGGCAGGCGGAUUCUUAACCACUGCGCCACCAGGGAAGUCCCAAGAUGCCGGUGCAGUUGACAACAGCCUUGCGUGUGGUGGGCACCAGCCUGUUUGCCCUGGCAGUGCUGGGUGGCAUCCUGGCAGCUUAUGUGACAGGCUACCAGUUCAUCCACACAGAAAAACACUACCUGUCCUUCGGGCUGUACGGUGCCAUCCUGGGUCUGCACCUGCUCAUCCAGAGCCUGUUUGCCUUCCUGGAGCACCGGCACAUGCGGCGGGCAGGCCGGCCACUGAAGCUGCCCUCCCCGCUGCGGCGCUCUGUGGCGCUCUGCAUCGCUGCAUACCAGGAGGACCCCGACUACUUGCGCAAGUGCCUGCGCUCAGCCCAGCGCAUCGCCUUCCCCGACCUCAAGGUGGUCAUGGUGGUGGAUGGCAAUCGCCAGGAGGAUGCCUACAUGCUGGACAUCUUCCAUGAGGUGCUAGGUGGCACCGAGCAAGCCGGCUUCUUUGUGUGGCGCAGCAACUUCCAUGAGGCGGGUGAGGGCGAGACGGAGGCCAGCCUUCAGGAGGGCAUGGACCGCGUGCGCAACGUGGUGCGGGCCAGCACCUUCUCGUGCAUCAUGCAGAAGUGGGGAGGCAAGCGAGAGGUCAUGUACACGGCCUUCAAGGCCCUUGGUGAUUCAGUGGACUACAUCCAGGUGUGUGACUCUGACACUGUGCUGGAUCCAGCCUGCACCAUUGAAAUGCUUCGAGUCCUGGAGGAGGACCCCCAAGUAGGAGGAGUCGGGGGAGAUGUCCAAAUCCUCAACAAAUACGAUUCAUGGAUCUCCUUCCUGAGCAGUGUGCGGUACUGGAUGGCCUUCAACGUGGAGCGGGCUUGCCAGUCCUACUUUGGCUGUGUGCAGUGCAUUAGCGGGCCCUUGGGCAUGUACCGUAACAGCCUCCUUCAGCAAUUCUUGGAGGACUGGUACCAUCAGAAGUUCCUAGGCAGCAAGUGCAGCUUUGGGGAUGACCGGCACCUCACCAACCGAGUCCUGAGUCUCGGCUACAGGACUAAGUAUACAGCUCGCUCUAAAUGCCUCACAGAGACCCCCACCAAGUACCUCCGGUGGCUUAACCAGCAGACCCGCUGGAGCAAGUCUUACUUCCGCGAGUGGCUCUACAACUCUCUGUGGUUCCACAAGCACCACCUCUGGAUGACCUACGAAUCAGUGGUCACGGGUUUCUUCCCCUUCUUCCUUAUCGCCACGGUCAUACAGCUUUUCUACCGUGGCCGCAUCUGGAACAUUCUUCUCUUCCUGCUGACAGUGCAGCUGGUGGGCAUUAUCAAGGCUACAUACGCCUGCUUCCUUCGGGGCAACGCAGAGAUGAUCUUCAUGUCACUCUACUCCCUUCUCUAUAUGUCCAGCCUCCUGCCAGCCAAGAUCUUUGCCAUUGCUACCAUCAACAAGUCUGGCUGGGGUACCUCUGGUCGAAAAACCAUUGUGGUGAACUUCAUUGGCCUCAUCCCUGUGUCCAUCUGGGUGGCAGUCCUCCUUGGGGGGCUGGCCUACACAGCUUACUGCCAGGAUCUGUUCAGUGAGACGGAGCUAGCCUUCCUUGUCUCUGGGGCCAUUCUGUACGGCUGCUACUGGGUGGCCCUCCUCAUGUUGUAUCUGGCCAUCAUUGCCCGGCGAUGCGGGAAGAAGCCAGAGCAGUAUAGCUUAGCUUUUGCUGAGGUCUGACGUAGCCCUCAAGCAGAGCGGGAAAAGUGC